Messenger RNA from Rattus norvegicus (Norway rat), 4032 nucleotides. NCBI's taxonomy places the organism in Eukaryota, Metazoa, Chordata, Mammalia, Rodentia, Muridae. The record is from RefSeq and is a predicted model, not a curated record.
GGCCCCUUCCCUUUAAGGGAAAUAAAUCCGGCUGGCGGGCGCGGCCUGGGCGGGGCGUGCGGCGUGUCCCUCCGCAGGCGUGUCCCUCUGCGGGCGCGGCCGGAGACUCGGCGAGGCGGGAGUCGGAUCCGGACGGCCAGCACAGGUUCUCUCUCUGCUCCUGUUCUGAGAAUCAAGUGCCACUAAGAUGUCAAACCCAUUCCUGAAACAAGUGUUCAACAAGGACAAGACAUUCAGGCCCAAACGCAAGUUCGAGCCUGGCACGCAGCGCUUCGAGCUACACAAGCGCGCGCAGGCAUCUCUGAACGCGGGGCUGGACCUGCGGCUGGCUGUGCAGCUGCCGCCGGGCGAGGAUCUCAACGACUGGGUGGCCGUGCACGUGGUGGACUUCUUCAACCGCGUCAACCUCAUCUACGGUACCAUCAGCGAUGGCUGUACCGAGCAGUCGUGUCCGGUCAUGUCCGGGGGCCCCAAGUACGAGUACCGCUGGCAGGACGAGCAGCGCUACCGGAAGCCCACAGCGCUGUCCGCACCCCGCUACAUGGACCUGCUUAUGGACUGGAUCGAGGUGCAAAUCAACAACGAGGACCUUUUCCCCACUAAUGUUGGCACACCGUUUCCCAAGACCUUCCUGCAGGCAGUGCGCAAGAUCCUGUCGCGGCUCUUCCGCGUGUUCGUGCACGUGUACAUCCACCAUUUCGACCGCAUCGCACAGAUGGGCUCCGAGGCGCACGUGAACACCUGCUAUAAGCACUUCUACUACUUCGUCACCGAGUUCAGCCUCAUUGACCCCAAAGAGCUGGAGCCCCUGGUGAGCUGGGGAUGGGGCUCCUGCCUCCUGCCUGGGUGGGAUCGAGGGUGUCCUCAGCCAGAGGGUGUCCUCAGCAUUGGGUCACACAGGUGGGGAGACAGAGUGUCAUGGCUCUAGUUGGCCUUACCUGUGUGAGAGGGCACAGGGCCUGGUACCCACAGGCUCUCUGCUCCCCGUGUUAGUAAGGGUCAGGUACUAAUGGCGGGCAUCUUCACAUAGCCUGCCCAGCACGCCCGCCCUCCAGACACAAAAGUCCUGGAUGUUCUAGGGCCAUGUUGGCUAUCUCAUCUGUGUGACUCACAGAGGGCACAGAGCCGACUGGGGGGCGGGGGCACUGGCCUGCACCUCUGAGCAUCCCCGAGUUUCCAGACAGCAGACGGCCUGGGCUCCACCUCCUAGAGAACACGCGGUGGCUGGCUGACUGACUGAUGGCUGGAUGGAUUUUUUCUGAUUUUAUCCUUUUCCAUUCUGUGACCUAGACUGGCCUAUGGUUCACCACAUAGUUUAUACGAGCUGGGAACCUGAGGUGAUCCUCCUGCCUCAGACUCCAAGGCUUGGGUCAUAGGUCUGCGCCAUCUGCUUAAAAUGUUUGUCCUUCUUUUUUUCCUUUUCUUUCUUUAAAAACAAAAAACAAAAAACUUACUUGCCUCUUUGUUUGUUUUGUAAGGCCAGGGUUUCUCCAUGUAGCCCUGGCUGUCCUGGAACUGACUUUGUAGACUGGGCUGGCUUUGAACUCAGAUCUGCCUUCCUCUUCCUCCUAGCGCUGGGACUAAAGACAUGGCUUGGCUUGUUUAAUUUUAUUUUCUGUAGGGUGUUCCUUGCAUGUCUGCACUUGGUCUGCUUCAGAGCAGCUCUACUCAGACCUGCUGAGCCGUCGCUCCUGCCUUGUGCCCUUUCUUUUUAACUUUCAGUUGUAUUACAUUUUGUUUCUCUGGGCUGUAUAUUUCUAUGUGUGAACAUGGCCGACAUGGCAUGCGCCUGAAGGUUGCAGGCCACAGGAAAACUUGCAAGUCUCCAUUCUACGGACCUGGGGUUUGAACCUGGGUAGUCAGGUUUGGCCACACUCACCCUUAUCCCCUGAGUCAUCGUGUCAGCCCCGUGGGCUGCUUUUGUAGUUGUUUUAAGACAGAAUCUCAUGAAGCCUAGGCUGGCCUAGAACUCAUGAUCCCCCUGCCCCUCCUCCUGAGCAAUGCCAUGACAGAUGUGCCACCGCUCCUGGCUCCUACAGACAGAAGUGUGUCCACUUCCCACUGCUGACCUUCCUACUAAGUAGUGUCGGCCCGUGACCCAGGACAUCACAGCACAUCACCCAAAUCAGUGGCACAGGCUGUCUGACCAUGACAGGGCUCCCCACCUGUGCCCGCCGUUCAGUGUCUGCCAUGUCUUGGGUUAUGCGAGGCCUUUGCCUCGUGCCUCCUGUUUCCUGAUGCCUGUCUCUACAGAAGGAGAUGACAUCGCGGAUGUGUCACUGAGGGCCCCUCCUGGCUGCGGAGACUCGAGGAGACAGCUCUGUGCUGCAGUUUCUCAGGAGCAUUCCACCCUCAUGCCAUCGUCCGAGGAGCAACGAGGCCAUGGCUUCCGCCCUCUCGUGGUGACUGUGAGCUCUUGGACUCUAACCGGUCCCCUUGCCAGCAGCCAGGGGCUGAACUUGAAUUCUGGACACUGUGCUUUCAGCCCCUGGGUUUACACUGUGUUUGUACCAUGGCCUCUGGCAGGAGGCGGGGUCUGGAGACAUUGCUAACCACCCCUUGUCCCUUCCCCUUACACGUGCCGGCCUGGUCUCUGUUUACAGCCACAUUGUGUGAGUGACCACAUAGGCAGCCGGCCAGCGUACCUCCAGAGAUGUGCUAAUGUGCCAUGCCCUGCCCUGCCCAGCCCUGCCGAGGAAUUGUGGGGCUUUUCUGAGUGCCACCCUCUCUGGCACCCCAGGACUCCCAGGAUUGGGUGUUCUGAGGAGCCUUUGCCUGUCAGAAUGUACACACCUGUGAUCCCAGAACUCUGCAGGCAGCUGCAGGAGGAUGGCUGCAACCCUGACCUCCACAAUGGGCAUCAGGCCAACCAGGGUCCCAGAACAAGAUUGUCUUAAAAACUGUGAAGGAGCCAGGCAGGGUGGCAGCCACCUUCAAUCCUACUGCUCAGGAGACAGAGGCAGGUGAAUCUGUGAGUUCGAGUCCAGCCUGAUCUACAGAGCAAGUCCAGGGCAGCCAGGGCUACACAGUGAGACCCUCAAACAAAAACAAAACACGAAACAGAAAUGGUAACACAGGGAGGUGUUGGCUGCCUGAGUGUGAGUACACAGGUGUGACCCCCCCACACCCCUGAAGGAGCCUUGGUGGCAGACAUGGGGUGCAGGGGGCUGAGAGGGAGAACCAGGCAGCUGCAGUCCAGCCCAGCAGGCAGCUGCACAGAUGCACACACAGAGCGGCUCUGCUGUGUCUCUGUUUUUACAUUGUUGGUUUGGGUUUUGAAACUGGUCUGGAACUCACAGAGAUCCUCCUGCCUCUGCAUCCCUACUGCUCAGUUAAAGAUGUAAGACACCAAACCCAGUCCAUUCAGAAACAUUUUUUGAUUUUUUGGUUUUGUUUUUCUUUGUUGUUUUUUGUUUUGUUUUGUUGGUGUUUUUGAGACAGGCUCUCACUGUGUAUCCCUGGCUGUCCUGGAAAUUAUUUUGUAGACCAGGCUAGCCUCCAGCUCAUAGAGAUCCGCCUGCCUCUGCCUCCCAAGUGCAAGCCAGCCCAACUUUUAACUGGUUUCUAAUGGCCGCCCUCCUGAGAACAGUGUUGGGCCCAUCCUGGAAUCCAGUGAUGAACUCACAUGUGGCUUCCACCCUGGCAUCUGUGGUGCCUGGAAGGUGGCAACAGGGACCUUUCUCUCUUCAGUGGCAGCCUAUCCUGUAGCAAAACUUCAUCUGUCGUGUGGCUCCUGUGGGCCCCUCUCUGCCAUAUCAUGGAGGGUGUAGCAAGAUGUGACUGUCCCCAGCUCCAGCUUUGAGCCUCUUGGCCCUUCCCUGAAACCCUUGGGUCUUUCCAGAAGUUACCACAUCCAAUGCCCAGCUCUGGAAAAACCCAGGACCAGCCCUCAAGGCUUGACUGAAUGUAUCUCUCACUGCAAGACUUGGCCACCAUGCUGAAUCCCAGCAGCCCACACAGCAACCCAGGGAGGGGUCCACCUGCCUCACUCCCACCUCCAUACAAGCCUAGAAUAAAGUGGUCCUCUCCAUA